Messenger RNA from Notodromas monacha, 1943 nucleotides. The record is from the annotation of a GenBank genome assembly. NCBI's taxonomy places the organism in Eukaryota, Metazoa, Arthropoda, Ostracoda, Podocopida, Cyprididae.
UAAUCUUCGCCUUCCGCUAGAUCUCCGGACUUUGUUUCUUUUUGUUGUUGUAAGAACGCAGUUUUUUGCGUUUGUGUUCAAUUUUCUGUCGGGUGGUUGAUCACUGUUGAUGGCUUCCGAAUCAGUGGAACUCAAUAAUAGGGCGAUUUCGCUGCCGAAUUUGAUGAAGUACACAUUCGGGACGAAGGAUGCGAUUCCUGAAAGGGACAAAUCCAUUACUGAGAGGUUCAGUCGUCUUCGUCGUGAGUUUCCCGUGAUGGGAAUGCGGAGAACUGUCGAAGCCAUAAUUUUGACGCAUCAGCACAAGAUGCCGCAUAUCUUAUUGCUGAAAAUCGGAGCUACGUAUUUCAAACUGCCCGGUGGAACCCUGGAACCCGGCGAAGGCGACUCGGAAGGCCUCCACCGAAUAUUGACUACAUUAUUUGGCGAACCCUUCAUCGCGGACGACGGGCAGCACAUUUUUGCGCCGUUUCCGUGCGAAAUCCGCGAAGUAGUGGCCAACUGGUGGCGUCCGCAUUUUGAACCCACGCAGUAUCCGUAUUUGCCGAGUCAUAUCACUCGACCAAAGGAGCACCGAAGGAUGAUCCUGGUCGAAUUGCCGCCUGAAGGAUGUUUUCACGUGCCUGGGAAUUAUAACUUGUUGGCUGCUCCGUUGUUUGAACUGUUUGAGAAUACCCCGGGCUACGGACCUGUGAUCGCUUCCUUGCCGUUGUCCCUGUCGAAAGUGGGGAAGAUUUUGCAAUCCAUCUUACCAAUAUUGUCGAACCGAGAUCACAAGGGAACCUGUGGGAAGAUCGGCGUUGUCGGAGGAAGUCUGGAAUACACUGGAGCGCCAUAUUUUGCAGCCAUGACGAGUUUGAGACUGGGAGCAGAUCUCGCGCAUGUUUUCUGCAGACCAGAAGCUGCUGUGGUCAUCAAGAGCUACAGUCCAGAGCUCAUAGUUCAUCCAAUUUUGUGCACUCCUGGUUGUGAAGCAAAGUUCGAUGAGUGGCUUUCGAGACUGAAUGCAAUAGUUGUCGGUCCUGGGCUCGGAAGGGAUGCAGAUCUGGAUGAAUUGUUCCCGAAGAUCCUGACGAGUGUUGUGAAGAAGGAAUUAUUGCUGGUGGUUGACGGGGAUGGGCUGUUUCUCUUGCAGAAGCAUUUGGAUCUGGUGAAAGGGUAUGGGAAAUGCAUGCUGACGCCGAAUGCGAUGGAAUUUCAACGAUUGGAGAAAGCAGUGGGGUUUUCGCCGACUUCUUUCGAUGCCCCGGACACCGAGCUUCAAACGAGUGUUGCUCGAUUAGCGAGUCAUCUCGGUUCGCUGACAGUUGUUCGGAAAGGACGUUCAGAUAUAAUUUCCAACGGUGUCGUUACUUUCGAUUGUUCCUUGCCUGGAAGCCCGAGGCGUUGUGGUGGACAAGGCGAUUUGCUCAGCGGUUCCGUGGCAACGCUGGCAUUCUGGGCCUCUGAAAAAUGUGUGGAAAACGGAGGGAUGUUGGCAUGUUUGGCAGCGUGCUCGCUCAUUCGUUCGUGUGCCGAAAUCAGUUUUGAGAAAUUCGGUCGUGGUCUCGUUGCCUCUGAUAUGAUCCCUGUGAUACAAGUUGCUCUGAAACAUUUGCUGGAACAGAAGUGAAAAAGUUCCAAGUGUGGGAAAUGGAAAGCUUUUCUGUGAACAGUGCAAUUUGCCGAGUGGUUAUGGCUUCUUUUCGCCUUUUAUCCUCUUUAUCCGUUCGGAACCAGUGGUUCGACGUAUGCGCUUGUCCGCCGAUUUGAGUUUUGGCAGUAGCCGAAACACUCUUGUGGGUCUAGCGAGGUUGCUGAGGAUUGAAUCCAAUAUUUGAACUGAAAGUGUGGUUGCGCAUUUACGCGGCCAUUUGUGAUGAUCAAAGUGGAUGCAUUCAAGAUUCCGCUCUGCAAUUUCCUUCCUCCAAGCGUAAUGAGGGUUGUCAGAAUUCCGUGCAUUG